Messenger RNA from Pyricularia grisea, 432 nucleotides. RefSeq lists its product as uncharacterized. The record is from RefSeq and is a predicted model, not a curated record. NCBI's taxonomy places the organism in Eukaryota, Fungi, Ascomycota, Sordariomycetes, Magnaporthales, Pyriculariaceae. Bases 1 to 432 code for a protein of 143 amino acids. The transcript has a single exon.
AUGGUCCCUUUGGGUGACAUCUCGUUGGACAGUAGCGACUACGAUGAAGUCAAGUUUAUCAAGGCCAGCUUCGUCUUUCGAUCGGCGCUGGAUAAGGAGUCUGGUCGCAUUGGUAGCAAUGCCUCGGGUUCGUUGGUCAUGACGGUCAGAAACGAGGGAGACGACUGCGAGGCUUUUCCGCUCACUGCAAGGCAAGACGAAUGGUUGGCGGGCAGGCGGGCCGAUGUAGAUAUUGACGCUUACUACGACGGCCUGGCCGAGCUCGGGUAUGGAUACAUCGGACCCUUCAGGGGCCUCGCCAGCUUGCAACGAAGGCUAGGUUCUGCGAAGGGCAAGAUAGGCCAUGAGCUCGAAAGCCAGGAGGACCUCGAGAACCAUCCGCUACUGUUCCACCCGGCCAUGCUGGACACGUCAAUCCACGCGCUGUUCUAG